Lactuca virosa is the source of this 375-nucleotide messenger RNA. Lineage: Eukaryota; Viridiplantae; Streptophyta; Magnoliopsida; Asterales; Asteraceae. The record is from the annotation of a GenBank genome assembly.
AUGGCCCAAACUGGACAGGAAAUAGACCUUGUUGUACUCGAUGAUAUAAUCAAUCGGCUAUUGGAGUUCCGGCUAGCGAGAACCGUCCGACAGGUUCAGCUUUCAGAAGCAGAGAUUCGUCAACUAUGUGUCACUGCUCGAGAAAUCUUUCUUCUACAACCUAAUAUUCUAGAGCUCGAAGCUCCCAUUAAGAUAUGUGGUGGCAUUCAUAGACAAUAUGGUGAUCUGUUAAGGCUGUUUGAAUAUGGAUGGUUUCCUCCAAAUGCAAAUUACUUGUUUUUGGGGACUAUGUGGAUCGUGGGAAGCAGAGUAUUGAAACCAUAUGCCUUUUACUCGCCUACAAAAUCAAAUUCCCUGAAAACUUCUUUCUUUUAA